Molecule: messenger RNA, 2526 nt
Organism: Pecten maximus
Lineage: Eukaryota; Metazoa; Mollusca; Bivalvia; Pectinida; Pectinidae
Product: sorting nexin-8-like
Exons: 14
Coding region: 23-1501 (492 amino acids)
Biological process (GO): retrograde transport, endosome to Golgi
Molecular function (GO): phosphatidylinositol binding; protein binding
Source: RefSeq, a predicted model, not a curated record
UUGGUCACAUGAUCAGGCCAAAAUGUCGGCCGACCUGUCGUUCGGGUCUGUGCCGCCCUAUUAUCGUGAAGUUUACGAAAUAUUGUGUCCGCAUGGGGAACAAGUGAACGAGGAUUUGUUUGUGCAACUUUUGUUAAAAUCCAAUUUGCCAAGACAGACAAUUUCACAGAUAUGGGAUAUAGUGGACAAUAAGCAGGGAUCAGUGUCUAGAACUGGAUUAUACAAGGCCCUAGCUUUAACAGCAUUGGCCCAACAAGGGAAAUCAGUCAACGAAAAACUCCUAGAAACAUUCUCAGGGCAAGAGCUUCCCAAACCAGGUUUAGGAGACCUGGGAGAUCUGCGAGCUACCAGUGUAAAGAUGAGGCGGUCCAAAACGCCAACCGUGCUAGGAUUUACAUUCCGAGAGUUGUGCGAGUUAGAUACAGUGAAAGUAGAGCUUGUUCCAGAGAAAAAAGGCCUCAUUUUAAAACAUGUUGAAUAUGAAGUGACUAGUCAGAAUUGUAAGGCGACCGUCCUCAGAAGAUACAACGACUUUGUGUCCUUUUAUGAGUUAUUGAUGACUCGAUUCCCAUACAGAAUGAUUCCUAGUCUUCCACCCAAGAAAAUGAUGGGAGCCAGCAGAGAGUUUAUUGAACAAAGAAGGAAAUCCCUGAGAAGAUUCCUGAACUUGAUUGCGCGGCAUCCACAGAUUUAUGACGAUAAAUUAGUCCUGUUCUUUUUUACUUUUAAUGGAUCGGAUAUGCAACAUAAGAUAAAAGAGGCCUUCCGAGGGAUACCCGAUGAAUUCAUGACCAGUAAUUUAGCUAGUCAGGCAAAGGACCUGGUUCCCAUGGAUACACAGAUGCAGCUUGGCAACAGUAAAGAACAUAUUCGUAUACUGAGUAGUAGUGUUUCCAAGCUAAAGGACAUCGCGGAGAGGAUGGUGAUGAGGGCGACUAGCUAUGCUUGUGAUAUGUUACAGUUUGGCCAGGAACUAAGUUCCCUGAGUAAUGACUCAACUUCCGUGACGACAUGGGCUACAGGAUCAAAUGACUCAUGGGAAAGUUUAAAGAAGGGUUUUAAACACCUUUCUGUGGAGUAUGCUAGUCUGGGAGACAAGGCUUCUCAAGAGGCUGCAGAUGAAGCAGAGAAAGUAGUAGAAAAAUUAGCACUAUUUCAGGAUUUACUUUUGUCAUACAAGGAAUUGUGUGACAGGCAUGAAAAAGGUGUCCUCCAUGAUCAUCAAAGGGCAAUCCAAAAAAUGGGUCAGUACAAGAAAAAGAAGAUGUCUGCUACUGUUGGAACAUCGGAGGUGGGAGCAGUAGAACAGCUGGAACAGAAAAUAUUACAGCAAGAAAGUCAAAUUGCCAACAUGGAAAAUAGGAAUUACUACAGCUUACACUGCCUACAGAUGGAAACUCAGUUAAUUUAUGCAAAUGUUGAAAUUCUAUAUGACGUCCUUGGAGGGAUGGCCGAAACACAGGCAAAAUCACAUACAGGAGCUCAGCAGAGUGUGGAAUGAAAUUCGACCAAUCAUAGAGAAUGUAAUAGGCAAAGAAAUUUCCUCAAGGACUUCACCAGUUGGUUCCCCUCUAAACAACAACCAUGCUGGCAUCACCUUAUGAAAACAAGCAAUACUUGUGUGAAUGUUUUCUAGACUGUAACAAAUUGUUAGUGGGAAGUGUAUAUCCAGUCUGGCAAUAGGAGUGUACUAGGUCCCCUUAACUCCCAAGGUUACCCAAAAAAUGUCACCCAGGGUUGGUGACCUUGGAUUCUGUGUUCAAAUCCCUCCUCAUAACUACCAUCAACAGGAUAACAAUGCGACAAAGAGAUGGUGUUUGAGUCCUUUGUCUCAGCGUGAUCACUACAGAUCGCUGAUGUCCUGUUCUCAUACUGCUUAAAUAAUGAUGAAUUCUAUCCCACCUAAAGCUUGUGUAGCUUCAGAAAAUAAGAUUAAGAUGUUGAAAUUCACAUCACAGAUGAUGACUAGUGAAGCUCACAUAAUGCCAUAGUAAAUUACACUUUGUCACUCCUUGUCGAACUCUUGACAUCACAGACUGUGACUAGUCAGGCCAAUUGUCUACCUUAUUAAUUUACACUCUGUCACUCCUGGUGGACUGUGACAUCACAGACUGUGACUAGUCAGGCCAACUGUCUACCUUAUUAAUUUACACUUUGUCACUCCUGGUGGACUGUGACAUCACAGACUGUGACUAGUCAGGCCCAUUGUCUACCUUAUUAAUUUACGCUUUGUCACUCCUGGUGGACUGUGACAUCACAGACUGUGACUAGUUAGGCCGACUGUCUACCUUAUUAAUUUACACUUUGUCACUCCUGCUGGACUGUGACAUCACAGACUGUGACUAGUCAGGCCAACUGUCUGCCAUAGUAAAUUACACUUUGUCACUCCUGGUGGACUGUGACAUCACAGACUGUGACUAGUUAGGCCAACUGUCUACCUUAUUAAUUUACACUUUGUCACUCCUGGUGGACUGUGACAUCACAGACAGUGACUAGUCAGGCCAACUGUCUACCAUAGUAAAUUAC